AUGAGUUGCCAGGAUCAGCCUAAUGGGACGACGGCAUUGCUGUCAUACUCUUUACAGAUUCAGAUCGCUGCCACCACUAGUACAUUUUGUUCAGGAAUCUUGCAAAACGCCAGGGUCACUGCGGUUACGCCAGGUGCUCCUAAAAUAAGGAUUCUGCAAAUAACGGACAUCCACCUUGAUCUGGAGUAUGGGGAAGGCCUAAACACAAAUUGUGGGGAGCCGAUCUGCUGCCGGACCGGAAAUGGACCUCCCAAGCCAGGGGACACAGGGGCGGGCAGAUGGGGUGACUACAGAAGCUGUGACUUGCCACUGCGAACACUGGAGAAUAUGCUACAGUACCUGUCCACCAUUCAAGAUCAGUUUGACUUGGUAUACUGGACAGGCGAUCUCCCAGCUCACAACGUGUGGAAUCAAACUCGCGCUGAUCAGCUACAUCUACUGGACCUCUUCACAAAGAUGUACCGACAGUAUCUACCUCACAAGCCGCUUUUCCCGUGUGUCGGCAACCACGAGAGCGCACCCGUAAACAGCUACCCGCCUCCCUUCAUCACGGGAGAUAACUCUAUUCAGUGGUUGUAUGAGCGGUUUGUUUCAUCGUGGGGACUUCCUUCAUCAACGGCACAGGACGUUCUCAGGGGAGGAUACUACACCGUCUCGCCAUAUCCGGGCUUACGAGUUGUCUCCCUUAACAAUAACUACUGUAACAACAUGAACUGGUGGGUUCUACUUAACACGACUGACCCGGCCGGAGAACUGUCCUGGCUUGUGGACGUCCUCACUCGGGCCGAACGGAACCAUGAAAAGGUGCAUAUUCUGAGUCACAUUCCCACGGGGUCGGGCGACUGCCUUCAAGCCUGGAGCUGGAGCUAUUACGAUAUCAUCAACAGGUUUGAAAGCACGGUGACAGCGCAGUUUUUCGGGCACUCACAUUCAGACCAUUACGCCAUAUUUUACGAUAGCGUGAAUUUCACGCGACCGGUGAGCAUUCUGUACAUAGGAGGCGCCGUCACCCCUCAAAACGACAUGAAUCCGGGAUUUCGGAUCUACACAGCGGACGGAAACUACAGCGGCAGCUCCUGGCAAAUGUUGGACCACACAAAUUACAUUCUGAAUCUAACCGAAGCAAACAACGGUGGGGCGGUGAGAUGGCAGAAAGAAUACUCAGCUAAGGUAACGUAA
Messenger RNA from Liolophura sinensis, 1179 nucleotides. RefSeq names its product sphingomyelin phosphodiesterase-like. The record is from RefSeq and is a predicted model, not a curated record. The transcript has 10 exons. Lineage: Eukaryota; Metazoa; Mollusca; Polyplacophora; Chitonida; Chitonidae. The coding region runs from base 1 to 1179 and encodes 392 amino acids. Gene Ontology annotation, molecular function: acid sphingomyelin phosphodiesterase activity. Gene Ontology annotation, biological process: sphingomyelin catabolic process; ceramide biosynthetic process. Gene Ontology annotation, cellular component: lysosome.